Molecule: messenger RNA, 2106 nt
Organism: Talaromyces marneffei
Lineage: Eukaryota; Fungi; Ascomycota; Eurotiomycetes; Eurotiales; Trichocomaceae
Exons: 1
Coding region: 1-2106 (701 amino acids)
Source: RefSeq, a predicted model, not a curated record
AUGGUUUCCUCGAGGCGGGUUGCUGCGAGUGCUGCCGUAGUGGAGACUCCAUCUCGUCCGGUCCGCAGUAGCAGACGUCAAAUCACAUCAUACAACGAAAGUUCAUCACCAGAUUCCAGUUCAUCCGAGAGCCACCAGGACAGCCUAGAGGAGACUACAUGGAGACGCUCUUCUACUAGCCGACGUAACAACCGCAACCAAUCUGUUGCGUCUGCAUCGAGUAGCCGACCUAAACGCACAGUGUCUAAGCCAAGAACAUACCAAGAACCCUCCUCGGAUGAGGACUUGGACAGCGUCAUUGCUCGCUACCCCGAAAUGAUCAUCCCGUCCAGCAAGGGUUCGCAAUCUGUGCCUCGACCCUCUCGUGUUAGUGCGCGCCAACGGCAGCAGCAUGCGGAGGCCUCUCCAAGCAAGAGAAAGCGGACUCCCGUGCACUCACCUCGCAAGCGUCGACAUGCGGAGUCCACAAUGGAAGUCAAUGAGUCGGCACCUCCUUGGCCAACUCUGCCCUAUCAAGUGCUUUUGAGUAUUUUCAUGUAUGCGUUUCCCCCGCUGGCGGACACUAGGCAAGGUAUCGAAGCCGAAUCCGGAAACAGUAAGAAGCUGCUAGAUAUCGCUUUGCUGUGCCGUGCCUUUGCAGAGCCAGCACUGAGUGCCCUAUAUCACACGCUCGUGCUUAUGGGGUCUUUGAAAGCGCAUAGGAUCUUAUUUCUCCUGUCGCAGCCUAACGAGAAUCUUUCUGUGAAUUAUCCUACCAAGGUGCAGGAAGUCUUUAUUGAUGUCCGCUUGACUUUGGUGUACAAGGCGGGGCCAACAUACGGUUAUUUUGAUCUCUGCAAGCUCAUACAAAAAGUGCCGCAUAUCAAGACCCUUCGGCUGUUGGAUUCAAAUGAUGGCAAACAACCUUUGUGGGCAGAUCGUACUCCCCGGUGGAACUAUCCUUCGGCAUUGUUUGAGACACUGAAAGCUACCAAUAUUCACUUACACACCUUUGAUUGGAACACUCGAUACAUGGAGACACGGAAUUUGAUUGAUACCAUGUUGCCGCGCCACCUCGAAACUCCAUUCCAGAGCAUCCGCAGUCUGAACAUUUUUCACGUUCAUUCCGAUGAAAUUGUCACGCCAAGAGAGAACGGACAACCCGAUGAACAAAACAUUGAAAAGGGACUAGGCGAAGCGUUGUGUCAACUUCCCGACUUACAGGCAGUGUCUUUUACUGACUGUGGAGCCGUUAACGACGUGCUUUUGGCUGCAAUGCCGUCGACCUUAAGGUCACUCACUCUCGACAACUGUGAUGAGGCGGGCACAGUAGGGUUCAUGGCAUUCUUGACUGAUCGUGGAUCUUGUUUACGACAGCUAGUGCUGAAACACAACCGACAUCUCAACAUGUCUUUCAUGACUAUUCUGAGAGAUGCAUGCCCGAACCUUGAGAAGCUCUCUGCUGAUUUCAUUAUGCACAACUGGCCACCCCACUAUGAUGGUACGCCUCACUUCAAGAAUCUUAUCAAACCUGGUGAGAUUCCAACUUGGCCUCGAGCGCUUCAGGAGAUUGAGCUUUCACAUCUACGUCAAUUGGACGAACCUCAGACUGCAACAUUCCUAAGUUCUCUCGUUGACGCUGCUACUGACCUUCCUAACUUGCGGAAAAUCAACAUUAGCGCAACCGUAUGGAUGCAAUGGCAAGACAGGGCUUCAUUCCGCAAAUAUUGGGGUAAUAAACUUGCACGAACUUUCCUCCGCAAAGAUGUGGCCGUAACUACGAAUUUAGGAGCGGAUCAUGCGUCUCCAGGAACUACGUCUCAACAGCACUCACACCGGCACAGCGCUCGCAUAGCAAGGCAGAGACUUGCAGGAGUUGAUGAUGACGACGAAAAUGAUGAAUUGGAAGAGAUCGAUCAUGAUGUUAGCGGCGAUGAUGAAAACAAGGCGGGAUCUGCAAACGACUAUGUUCAAGGAUUGUGUGACGUCGUAUCUUUCGGAAUAGACGGCUUGCGUCCCACCGAGAAUCAAUACAGCGAAGGCGACUUUCUCGAUUCGGAGCAGAGCGGUGACGAGGAUUGGGAGGGAGAAGACUGGGAACCGGAAAAUGACAGACAUGCAUGGUGA